Molecule: messenger RNA, 1442 nt
Organism: Tachysurus vachellii
Lineage: Eukaryota; Metazoa; Chordata; Actinopteri; Siluriformes; Bagridae
Gene: itm2bb
Product: integral membrane protein 2Bb
Exons: 6
Coding region: 113-892 (259 amino acids)
Biological process (GO): negative regulation of amyloid precursor protein biosynthetic process
Cellular component (GO): extracellular exosome; Golgi apparatus; plasma membrane
Molecular function (GO): amyloid-beta binding
Source: RefSeq, a predicted model, not a curated record
GUGUGUGUGUGUGUGUGUGUGUAUCUGCGUCACAGCAGAACCUUGUCGUUGGUCAGGAGAGCAGAGUCGCGGUGUUUCUAGUGUUUGUUCUUCUCUAAAUAAAUCAUCCAUUAUGGUGAAAGUCACCUUUAAUUCCGCUCUUUCCCAAAAGGAGGUGAAGAAGGACAGCGAGACUCUUAUUCCUGAUGACAAGGACCCAGAGGCAGCGCAAGUUGUGGGACAGCCGUCAAGGGCGUGGUGCUGGUUCUUUUACCUGGGACUGGCUUUCAUGCUGUCGGGUGUGGUUGUGGGCGGAGCUUACCUGUACAGGUACUACGUACUGGAGGAAGGCCAAGUGUUUGUGUGUGGUGUGAAAUACCGUGAAGAGAACUACAGGAUCCAGGAGGAGUACAAUGAUGUAGUGGAGGAACCUGCACUAGCCUUUCGUAGGAUUGACGAGAUCGUGCGAGUGCUGCAGGAUGAGGAGGUGGAGCUCAUCAACGUCCCGGUGCCCAGCUUCAGCGACAGCGACCCGGCCGUCAUUGUGCAUGAUUUCAAACGGAGGCUGACUGCGUAUUUGGAUCUGAGUCUGAAUAAAUGCUACGUGAUUCCCCUGAACACCUCCGUGGUCAUGCCUCCUCGUGACUUAAUGGAUCUGUUGGCCAAGCUCAAGGCAGGAACCUACCUGCCACAGACGUAUCUGGUGCAUGAGCAGAUGAUUGUGACAGAGAAGCUGGAUGACAUCGAGCCCCUGGGUACUUACAUCUACAAAGUGUGUCAAAACAAAGACACCUACAGACUGCAGCGCAGGGACACCAUACUGGGUUUGCAGAAGCGUGAAGCGCUGAACUGCCACACGAUCCGCCAUUUUGAGAACCACUUUGCGAUGGAGACGGUGAUCUGUGAGCUGUGAUGAGACACAGAAAAGAAAUAAUGAGAGGGAAAAAAACGGAGAAAGAAUUUUAUCUUCAGUUUUGUCACUUUUCUGUUGCACAUAAAAACCAUGUUGAGGUUCCUUUAAUACUUCAGUUUUUAUUCAGCUUUAAGUUUCUCUCAUUUUUGUUAGAAAAGUGUGUGCGUGUGUGCGCGUGUGUGCGUGUGUGUGUGCAUGUUUCAUCAGGAUCAUAUAAUCCUUAUAGAGUUAAUUUUUAUUGUUUGAUUUGUUCUCUUGAUUUUUGAUGAUCUUCAGUGAGACGUUUAAUAUUUUAGAUAUGAAUUAGAAAAUAAAUACACUUUAGAAAUCUAUAUUCAAAUUAAUUCAAAUCUGGAUUGAACUUCUGUGUAUAUUUUCAAAUAAACAGGAUAUAUAUCGGCUUGGAGGGAACAAUGAACGUCAUUUUUUAUAUCAAUGUACCAUCUUCCUCCUUUGGCUUUAACUGAAGUAAUCUAGGUCUAAUGUCCAUGAGCCGAAAGGAGAACUUCUCUAUUAAUAACAAUAAUAAGAAUAAAAGUCUUUAACUGUC